AUGGCGUCGCGACGCGUGCUGCUGCUCGUCGGCCCGUGUAGGGUCGACGGCGGCGAGGCCGCGGCGACCGGCGACCUCGGCGGCCUGGAGGAUGCGCUCGAUCGCGUGCGCGAGGCGUGCGCGUCGUCCGGUGACGACGGAGGAUGGGCCGACGUCGGCCUCGGCGCGCCGUCCACCAAGUUCGCCUGCUGCAGCUGGUGGCCCGACGUGGGCGCCAUCGCGUACGCCGACGGCGCGCGAUCCGAUCAGCGAUGGAUCGAGGGAACGAGCGUCGGCGACGCGCUCGGCACGAUGGCGGCCAAGGCGUCCAAACGCACCCGCGACACGGACGACAAAGACGACGAGCUCGAGGCGACCACCCCGGCGGAGGCCGCGGCGAGAGCCCUGGAGCUCAUCCGGCAGUCGGAGCCAGAUCUCGGAGGGGGACGAUACGUCGACGUUGUGUGGAUCACCGCCGGCGUCCUGUCAGAUCGAAGCGCACGAUCCAUGGACGAGAGCGUCAGCGGCGGCGGCGGCGACGAAGCCGGAGAGCGGUGGCCGGAAGAGGCUGUCGCGGCGUGGGGGGUGCUGAGGGCGGCCAAGGCGGCGGGCGCCAGAUGCGCCGUCGUCGCGCUGGCGCCCGUGAGAAAUUCCAAAUCAGCCGCCGGUACCUCGAGGACGAUACCCGCGACGAUACACGCGGUGGCGGCGCGGACCGGUGCGGAGGCGUCGCUGUUCCGCGGCGGAAAGUCGGGCGGCGGCGCGGGCGUCGGGCUCGAUCCGGGUCUGCGGUGGCGGGGCUCGCUGCUGGUGCCGUCGACGGCGACGACGACGACGACGCUGACGGGGCUCAGCCUCUCCGCUCCCCGCCGCUCGAUCGUCCGCGCGGAGUCCCAGCCCGCGUCGUCGGGGCGGCGACGCGUCGACGGGGACAUGGUCCUGCUCGAGGUGGUCCGCCUCGAGGUCGUACCCCCGACGCAUCUGUCGUCGCGACCGGCGCUUCGAUUCGACGCGGAUGAUUCGCCGAGGGGCGCCACAGCUGUGAUGCGCGCGUGGACGUCGGUCGUCGAGUCCGUUCCACCCGCGCGCGCCCCGGCGUUCAUCGUUCGCAUCUCCCUCGGCGACGGAUCGACCGGGACGACGACGACGACGACGACGAUGACGACGAGUGGGGGUAAGCCGCCGCCGGCUCCGCACGGAUCGGGUCCGGUGCUGAUGAUUUACGCGGACGGGUCGGGGGGUUUCCUGGCGUCCGCGCUCGCGUCGUUCCCGGCGCUUCUGAGGCGAGCGCUCGUGCGCGUCCAAGCGCAACGCGCGGCGGAGGACUCGUUCUCGUUGGGGGCAACGUCGGAGCGGAACCGCGCGGGGGGGGAGGGCGUUUCAAAGGCGACGACGAGCGCGGGAGCCGGGGCGAGCGAGAUGACGACGACGACCGGCGGCGGGAAGCGGGUCCGGUCCGCCGGUCGAUCGUCGAGGAAGACCACCCGGCGCGGGGAGGACGAGGACGAUUCGGCGGCGACGCGCGCGGACCUCGGGGAGGAGGCGCUCAAGGCGGUGGCGAUGAUGGACGUGAACGCGUCGCUCGGCGCAGCGUUGGAUCUCGCGUUGUUGGAUCGAACCGAUCUCGCGAAGGAAACGGCAAAGGAAGGGUCUAAGAGGAGGCGUCGCAGCGUGAGGUUGAGCCAGGGCGCGUCGCCGGCGGGGACGCACUCCAGCGUCGGCGUCACCCAGCCGCCGCAGCGUCGGGCGUACGGCGCCGACGGGGGCGCGGCGCCGCCGCCCAUACACCGGAUGCUCGACGUCCUCGUGCGGCGCCAGGAGGCGUCUGACGUCGUCGCCUGCCCGGAGGACGACGACGUCCCUUUCCUCACCGGGGUUCUGCUGAGGACCGCCGCGGACGUGGCCGCCGGGGACGAUGUCCUGCGUUGGGCGUUCCGAGCCGCGGGGGAGCUCGCGGCGUCGGAGGAGAACGGCGAGGGAGACGCGCGCGAGGGAGACGGAGAGGGCCGCGAGGUCGCCGUCGCCGACUCGGGCGGCGAGGUUUUUCCGAGCAAGAGCGGCGCGAGUUCGCAUCAGCACGUCGACCUCGCAUUGGGCGGCGCGGGAGUUGACGACGACGGCGGCGGAGCGCCGACGCCGUCGGGGAAGGCUCGGCAGAGGCUGGACCGGCGCGAGCGAACCAGGACGGCGCUCGCGCCGGGGAAGAAGGGAAACCUCGCGUCGAUUUCGGGUAAGCGGGGCGCGGCCAUAUUAGCGGCCGCCGGCGGGGGAGGAGGAGGUGUGGGUCGGACGAGUCGGGGGCGACGCGAGCAGCCGCCGCAGAAGCCGCCGCAGCAGCCGCAGCAGCCGGAGAGGGAACCCAGCGAGUCCGCGGCGGGUGCGGGUCGCGUCGCGGCCGGGACGGCGGCGGCGGCUGUUGCGAAGAAAUGUCCCGCGUGCGACAUCGACCUGGCGCCGAUCCCGGGAAUGAAGCACUGCUACGGAUGCGGCGGACCGCUGUGAUGA
Messenger RNA from Micromonas commoda, 2484 nucleotides. RefSeq lists its product with no specific name. NCBI's taxonomy places the organism in Eukaryota, Viridiplantae, Chlorophyta, Mamiellophyceae, Mamiellales, Mamiellaceae. The transcript is spliced from 2 exons. The record is from RefSeq and is a predicted model, not a curated record. The coding region runs from base 1 to 2481 and encodes 826 amino acids.